Molecule: messenger RNA, 1701 nt
Organism: Prunus armeniaca (apricot)
Lineage: Eukaryota; Viridiplantae; Streptophyta; Magnoliopsida; Rosales; Rosaceae
Source: the annotation of a GenBank genome assembly
AUGGCGAAAGGUGACGAUGCAGUGAGGAAGAAGCAGAACAAGACCAAUAGAAAGAAACUCCGCAAGAAUGACCAAUCUUCCUCUGCAGUUUCUGCUCGCGUUGCCUCCAUUAUCGCCGCCAAGAAGCGCCGCCAUUCUGGUAAACGCCGCAAAUGUCAGGGUAUGUGCUUUAGCCUUCCUACCCUUGAUGAUCCCUUCAACGACAGGAAUGGUGCAAAGACUUUUGAAAGAAAAACAACCAAGAAAGAGAUGCUUCCACGUAAUCAUGAGAAGGUGUUUUUGAACGAAAAAAGUAGAGAAACUCUAAGAAAUAGUGAAAAGGUAGAUAAUCCAGGGCAGGAAAAGGAGACAGUAACAAGUUUGAAGGAUAAGCUAAAGAAAUCACUGACAUCAAUUAAUAGCACGGCCCAGAAAAGCCAAAUUGACCCAGGACGGAAAAAGACUCAGCUGAGUGGGAAUGGUGGCGUCUAUGGGCAUCAUGGACAGGUCUCUGAAAACUUAGACUGUCCAUCUAAGUAUCUGAUUCAGUGCUUGAAUGCAAUAGAAAAUUCAUUGCGUUGUGAUGGUACCUACAAUAAUGAGGAGGACAAGCCUUUAUUUGUUAGUACUUGGGGAGUUGAGUUUUGGAAAUGUUAUUCAGCUCGAAAGGAUAUAUUAGAGACAAGUGGAACUUCUUCUACAAUAGAGCAAAUUGCAUGGAUGGUUUCCAGUGCUGCUGAUUCAAUUUCUGGAAAGGAUGAAGAAGAUCUAUCAGUAACCAGCCCAUUUCUUUUGUUCCUUGUUCCAUCCCAGGAGAAAGCCACCCAGGUACGCUCAGUAUGCAAACCUUUGAAGGUUCUUGGAAUACAUACAGUGAGUAUACACCCUGGUGCUUCCUUAGAUCAUCAGAUUGAAGGUCUGAAGAGUUCUGAACCUGAGUUUAUGAUUGCAACACCUGAGAGACUUUCAGAGCUUCUUUCCUUGAAGGCUGUAGAUCUAUCUGGUGUUUCCUUGCUGGUUGUUGAUGGACUGGAAUCUUUCUAUAAACAAGGUUGCUUUGAUAAAAUAAACUCCAUUCGCCAAUCUAUGAGUGGAAAAACCCAUACAGUUGUUUUCAGCAAUUGCUAUAGACAUGCCUGUGUACGAGGGUUACAAAAUCUUCUGAUGGGAUCAGUCCAUAGAUUAUCUCUAAAUAAUUCUGUCACCGGUCAAAGUGCAUGCAUCAUUCAGUCUGUAAACAUUUGUCUGAUGAAAGAAAAACUACCGAAGGCCAUCCAAGUUCUUGAUCAGGCUUACGGUGGUCGACUCCGUCAUCAGGCUUCAAAGGUGCUAUAUAUAGUAGGGAAAGAUAACAAGCAUCAUAAACUAGUUAAUGCGCUAAAGUUCAAGGGCUAUUCCAUCUCACCUGACUCAGUUUUCUCAGAAGUUGGGAACAGUGUGGAAUCCAAGGGCAGGGCAAGGCCUGCAGUCUCCAUGAUUGACAUAGACCAAAUUGGUACAACCGAAUUAGGUGAAUAUGAAGUUGUAAUUAUACCCGAUAUGACUCUUCCAAUCGAGAGUUACGUUCAAAUCCUCACGAGAAUGGCUCGCUACACUGUGAAUGGCGUAUUGCAUAGCUUGUUUACCAGAGAAGACGCAGAGCUUGCUGGACCGCUGACGAAGAUCCUUGAACAAUGUGGGCAGGCAGUGCCUGAAGCCCUAAGAAAAAUGUCUUUUUCAUAA